AUGUCAGCAGCUGAGAGUGGUGCGUCAGCACAGGCCUCCGUGGACGACGACCUAGCCCCAGCUCUGCCGCAUGGGGUGGGGGAGGGGUGCAAGGCUCCAUUCACACCGCCUGGCCCGUGCGUGCGCGCCCUUCCGCGCUCGGCUGCAGCACCGGGACGACGGACGGCGGCGGUGUCGACGAGCGGCGGCAGGCGCGUUGAUCACUCGUGGGCGCAGCAGGCGGCGGGCGACAGCAUGGACAGCUGCGACGGCGAGGCGGCGCGAGGGCCGCACCCCGGACCCUGGGGCAGGCGGUGGCCCGUGGCAGCUACGGACAGCGGCGGCGGCGGCGGCGGCGGCGAGCGUGACUGCAUCGCGGACCCUCCUCGGCUCGCGUCCGGCGGCGAACUGCGUCACGCUUGUGGCGCGCUAGUGCGCGGCCACGCACAUUCUGCAACGCAGGCGCCCGGCUGGACCCUUCCUGCAGACAUGAACAGCAGGGGGCUGCUCCAGUCAGCUACACGGGGGUCAAUGGAGGAAGUGCAGGUACUGCUUGGGGCUGGUGCUGAUGUGGGGUACAGAGGAUGGACCAUGUGGACCGCUCUACAUUAUGCAGCGAAGCAGGGACAUACUGAUAUUGUGAGGUGUCUGAUCGGGAAUGGGGCAGAAGUGGAUGCCAGGACCGAUGUGAGGCAGACGCCUCUACAUUUGGCUGCAUGGAAAGGCCAUGCGGCAGUGGUGCGGCUGCUGGCGGCGUCCUCGGCCGACGUCGAUGCCAAGGAUCAGUGGGGUAGGACGCCUCUGCACUGGGCGGCACCCUACGGCAACGCAGAGGCGGCGAAGGCGCUGCUGGAGGCAGGGGCCGAUAGGGACGCCAAGGAGGACGCAGGGAACACUGCGCUGGACUUAGCAAGAGUGAACAAGCGACAAUGGAUGGUAGAAAUCCUAUCUAGCAUUCCAACAAACGACUGUGAUGUGAACUAA
Schistocerca piceifrons (Central American locust) is the source of this 963-nucleotide messenger RNA. RefSeq names its product poly [ADP-ribose] polymerase tankyrase-1-like. Gene Ontology annotation, cellular component: nucleus. Gene Ontology annotation, biological process: positive regulation of transcription by RNA polymerase II. NCBI's taxonomy places the organism in Eukaryota, Metazoa, Arthropoda, Insecta, Orthoptera, Acrididae. The transcript has 3 exons. Gene Ontology annotation, molecular function: protein binding; transcription cis-regulatory region binding. The record is from RefSeq and is a predicted model, not a curated record. Bases 1 to 963 code for a protein of 320 amino acids.